CGAUAGCAUAUCAAACUUAAGUGGAAUUCUGACCAUUAUAUGUGUGGUGUGCAGGUGACGCGACUCGCCUGUGGAGGAUUCAUCCUUGCGGUCCGACUGAACCACACCAUGGUUGAUGGGCUGGGGCUGACGCAGUUCUUGGGCGCUGUGGCAGAGCUUGCGCGGGGUGCACAGUCUCCAUCCAUCCUCCCGGUGUGGAAACGGGAGCUGCUGGAGGGGCGCAACCAGCAACAGACAGCGCCGGUGCACGACAAGUUGGACGAGGCGCCGGGCAGGGGCAGUGACACUGACACCAAGGCCAGUAGUAUCAUGCUUCCAUUAGAUAACACGGCGCUCUGCCACCGCUACUUCUUCUUCGGUCCCCGAGAGAUUGCUGCUAUUCGAGCCCAGCUCCCGCCGGACCUUCAGCAGCGUGCCACAAAGUUCGACACCAUCGCGGGCUGGAUGUGGAAGUUCCGCACGAUGGCGCUGGCCCUGGACCCCGACGAGGUAAUGCAGCUGAUGAUGGCGGUUAACGCCCGUGGCCGUAACACCGGCGCGGUCGGCAUCCCCAUCGGCUACUACGAAAAUGCGGGGGGCAGCGGCGGUCGCCAUAUCGACAGCUAGGGAGCUUUGCACGAAACCCCUGAGCUACGCCAUUGAGCUGGUGAAGAAAGCGAAAAACAAGGUGGACAUGGAGUACAUGCGGUCAAUGGCUGACCUCAUCAUGCUGCGCAGGGGGCGAACUCCGCCCUUCACCGCGGGAACGUAUUAUCUGGUAGACCAAACCAAGGCCAGGUUUCACGACCUCGACUUCGGAUGGGGCAAGCCGGUGUAUGCGGGGCCGGCAGAAACUUCCCCCAUCCCGUCCUUUCCCUUGCUGCUGAGCUACCUCUUAGCCUCCAAGAACGCCAACAGGGAGGACGGUAUCGUCGCGCGGAUCAGCCUGCCUGGCCCUGCUAUGGAUAGGUUGGUGGAAGAGAUGAGCAACUGCACCCAUCAGCAGAUGUGAUCCCCCGCUGCACCAGCAUCACGUGUUCCCAGUCAAGAGGUCAGCGCUCUGAAAAAUUCACCGUGGUGGCAGGCUGGCUAACGACCGACAGGAAACUUCAUCUCGUCGCAUACUCGCAUGUGGAUGGAUUGCAGUGGUAUGCUACUGUAUGGUUGUCUCAAGGGUUCUGUUUAUUUUACUCCGUUUUCUCAACAAAAUAAAUGAAUCGUUGAUAGGUCAAUAACUUUUCACGCGUGUGUUGCAUAAAGAGGAAGGCAUGCUGUUGGAAUC
Panicum virgatum (switchgrass) is the source of this 1261-nucleotide messenger RNA. Its product is annotated as benzyl alcohol O-benzoyltransferase-like. The transcript has a single exon. The coding region runs from base 40 to 606 and encodes 188 amino acids. The record is from RefSeq and is a predicted model, not a curated record. NCBI's taxonomy places the organism in Eukaryota, Viridiplantae, Streptophyta, Magnoliopsida, Poales, Poaceae.